Molecule: messenger RNA, 423 nt
Organism: Apiotrichum porosum
Lineage: Eukaryota; Fungi; Basidiomycota; Tremellomycetes; Trichosporonales; Trichosporonaceae
Exons: 1
Coding region: 1-423 (140 amino acids)
Source: RefSeq, a predicted model, not a curated record
AUGGACGGCAGCAAGGUGACGCUCAAGAUUUCCUCCAGAUCUACCAUCACCAAGCUCCAGGCUCCAGUCCGCUUUGGGAGAGGACCACAAGGUUCUGGUUUUCCAGGACGGCGUCGUCGUUCUUGGUCCGAUGAGCGUGUUCUUGACCGGCCGUUGGCGGCAUUGGCCGACAACCCAGCUGGUCUCUCAUUUAACGCUGUCAAGUCUGUUAUCAAGUCGCUCGACUCAGUCCAUCCGGAGGGCAUCACCUUGCUAGGAUCUUUCAUCGGCCCCAAGGCCGCCCCCCUGAGCAACUCCUCGACACCUCCAUUGCCCGCGAGCAGCAACUUGUCAACCAACUUCUUCGGCUCCCACGCCAGCUCGCGCUCGUUGCCCUGCGCAUCAGUGUACAGCAGAUUCCGCGCCACCUCAUGCGUGUUGUAA